Messenger RNA from Carica papaya (papaya), 2215 nucleotides. Its product is annotated as Remorin family protein. The record is from RefSeq and is a predicted model, not a curated record. NCBI's taxonomy places the organism in Eukaryota, Viridiplantae, Streptophyta, Magnoliopsida, Brassicales, Caricaceae.
AAAUAUACAAACUCUCUCUGGGAACCUGUACCCCUUACUAUUCUAUAUUUCUUUCUUUUUUUUUUUUUCCUUUCCCCAAGAUUCCCCAUUGCAAGUUAUGGUGAAUUCUUGUGAUUUGUGAGCAAAUUUAGCAUAUUCUACUCCUUCCCAUGUAAAUUACUUGUUUAUGUUUUUAGCUUUUUACUGCAUCUGUUUCAUGUUGUGUUGUUAUAGUAUUUUAAUGUUCAGUGGAUAUCAACUUUUUAUCUCUGAAAUUCUCAAAAAUCCAUGGUGCUGUUGAGGUAUUAUUCUCUGCCUGCAACACCCAUCUGCCAUUUGGUGCUAUUCACAGUUCGCUCUGACUUCUCUGCUCACUGUUUUAGUGGUAGGGUAGAAUUAUUACGCUUUGAUUGGUAAGAUGCGUAUAAGGACUGGCUUAGUUUCUGCUUUUGAGCUUGGCUGGUUUUUCCUUAAUGGGUAGUAUUUAUGGCUUUAAUUAGCUCUUUGAUACUAAACUUCAACUGGGUAAAUAGAUAUUUCUUGCUUUCAUUAUCUUUUCGAUAUUAGACUCCAUAUGGGUCCAUUUUUCUGUUGGUGAAACAAGGUUUCAGAUAUUUUUAGGUCCUUUCUGUGCAUUACACAAGUAAUAUUCUAGCCGUUGUGGGUUUAAUUUCUUGCUAUGGUAAACCAGAACCCUUUCUGAUCUAAUGUACAGAACGAUUUGUGGUAGCUUUUCUUUCUUCCUUCUCGUUUUCAGGGAAGUCGUAUUGUAUGCUUUGUGUUUGAUGAUAUGCGUGCUGUAUAACGUUUUGUAAAAACUUGUGUUGCUGGGUUUUCAAGCAGAUUCGCAGUUACAUAAGAGUGAAAUACAGCCUGUAGCCUGUAUAAUAUAUAGAUUUAGCAAUAUGGGAUGGCAUCUGAGGUUUGGAUCUGGACGUAGAAGUGAUUUAAUAGAAGAAGAUUUUUAUGUUAGUAGAUAGUUUCUUUAGUAGUGUUUCGGUAUACUUGCUUGGUGUUGAAAGAAAAUGAGAUCCGUUGAGGACAAGAGUUGCUAUAACCUUGGAACAGCACAAGAGAUUUCAAGCAGUAUUAGUUUCGAGUUUCAUAAAGGGAAUGACAACAAUCGCGGUGGUUGUCGUCAGCGAACAGCUCUGGGCAAACCAACACCAUCAAAAUGGGAUGAUGCACAGAAAUGGUUGGUGGGAUUUUCAAGAGGGGGAGAGAAAAGCCAGUCCAAAGCCAAACCUCGGAACUCAAAUGCUGAUGACAGGAGACUAAUAGCCCCUGCUCCGCACAACUCCGGUGGUGAGGAGGAGGAAAAUGACUUCGCUGCAGUAAUGGAAACCGGAUUCGAAGUGGAAACAAAGAAGGUGGAUUGUGAUGAUUCGGUUUGGACAAUCAACAAAGAGGUGCAGAAUUCAACAAGUUUGGGUGUGAGAUCAGUUUGUGUGAGAGAUAUGGGGACUGAGAUGACCCCUAUUGGUAGCCAGGAGCCUUCAAGAACAGCCACUCCAAUACGGGCUACAACACCUGUAGCAAGGAGUCCUAUAUCUUCAGGAUCCUCCACUCCAGUAAGGUGUCAACACGGCUACCAAACUACUGAGAACAGAGGUGGGGUUAGUCCUGUUCCCACUAAUACAGAUCAGGCUGUCAAGAUUACUCACCAGAAGAACAAUUGUGAUCAAGCUGCAAAUCUAAACCCUCUAGAAACCCGAGCAGUGGCUUGGGAUGAAGCAGAACGAGCCAAGUAUAUGGCAAGGUACAAGAGAGAAGAGGUGAAGAUACAAGCAUGGGAGAAUCAUGAGAAGAGAAAAGCAGAAAUGGAAAUGAGGAAAAUGGAGGUGAAAGCGGAAAGAUUAAAAGCCCGGGCACAAGAGAGGUAUUCGAAUAAACUUGCUGCAACAAGGAGAAUUGCAGAAGAAAAGCGAGCAAACGCAGAAGCUAAACUGAACGAAAAAGCUAUGAGGACUUCUGAAAGGGCAGAUUACAUAAGGAGGACUGGUCACCUGCCCGCAUCUUUCUCCUUCAAGCUGCCGUCAUUUUGCUGGUAGCUUAUUUGAUUUACCACCUGCCAAAUCUGUCUGCCAUUUUUUGUUUCUCUCACUCCUUUCAUUUAUGUUCAUGUACAUGAAUCUUGUGGAUUCAUUUGGAGAAUGCCAAAAAUGUCUAAAAUUAAUUUAAUAUCUGGGAUCUGUUCCUUGUAAUAAAAUAGUAAUUCGUAAUUUAUAAAUAUUUG